GUGAGUAUUACGUAUAUAUGUAUGCGAUUUUGUGAAGAGAGUAUUAACAGGGUGCUAAAGUUUUGAGAAAUUCGAACACUUCUACACGAAUUUAAUAACGUAUCCUAAAUAAGUACAUAAGAAGCUGGACUGCGACUCUUCACAAUGUCGGCAAUUCAAAAGUCCGAGGUUUUAUUCGUGUUAGGAGGCCCGGGAGCAGGCAAAGGCACUUUGUGCUAUUAUAUCACUCAGAAGUAUGGUUAUGUACACUUGUCGGCCGGUGAUCUUUUAAGAGAGGAACGCAGAAAGCCUGGCUCCGAGUACGGGGCAAUGAUUGAAAAUCAUAUUACAAAUGGAUCAAUUGUACCCGUUGCGAUCACUUGCAGCCUCUUGGAUCGUGCAAUGCAAGAGUCCGAUAACCUGCAGAAACGAUUCCUAAUUGAUGGUUUUCCACGAAAUCAAGACAAUGUGGACGGAUGGAACAAGGCAAUGUCCGAUAAAUGUGUAGUAAAAGGAGUACUGUUUUGCGAUUGUAGCCAAGAAGUAUGUACACAGCGUUGCUUGAAACGUGGUGCUGCAGGAAGCGGACGAAGUGAUGAUAAUGAAGAAGUUUUGGUGAAGAGACAUCAAUCUUAUAUUGCAAAUACUUUGCCAAUAAUUGAGCACUUUGAGCAGCAGAACAUAGUGUAUAAAGUAAACAGUAUGCAGACACCAGAUAAAGUAGCUAAAGAUACUGAGGAAAUUUUAGCCAAAAUAGGAUGGUUACAUGAUUUGUAAAAACAUAUGCAAUGAUCUCUGGGAGACCGAGAUUUGUACCCAAUCGCAACCUAACAUUUUACAGCUAGAAGAGUAUAUAUUUUAUGAAAGGAUUUUCUUUAUAGGGACCCCAUGAAAACUGUGAAUUGCAUUUAUUUGCAUUUAUGAAAAUAUUACUUUUCAUUGCAGAUACAUGGUUAUAAUUGAUAUGCAAUGGGUAAUAUAAUAUUCAUUAUGCAUUCUUUAAUUUUAUAUAAAAUCGUGGCAAAUAUUUUAAAACUUCUAUCUGUCUUUGUAUAA
This is a messenger RNA of Dufourea novaeangliae, 1035 nucleotides long. It is a transcript of the gene Dak1, whose product is annotated as UMP-CMP kinase 2. The coding region runs from base 145 to 756 and encodes 203 amino acids. Lineage: Eukaryota; Metazoa; Arthropoda; Insecta; Hymenoptera; Halictidae. The record is from RefSeq and is a predicted model, not a curated record. Gene Ontology annotation, biological process: 'de novo' pyrimidine nucleobase biosynthetic process; CDP biosynthetic process; UDP biosynthetic process. Gene Ontology annotation, cellular component: nucleus; cytoplasm. Gene Ontology annotation, molecular function: UMP kinase activity; ATP binding. The transcript has 3 exons.